Molecule: messenger RNA, 15369 nt
Organism: Spirometra erinaceieuropaei
Lineage: Eukaryota; Metazoa; Platyhelminthes; Cestoda; Diphyllobothriidea; Diphyllobothriidae
Source: the annotation of a GenBank genome assembly
AUGCGCGCAGACAUAGGCAACUGUGCCACUGGUCUCCUUCGACAAAGGAAGCAUUACCAAGUCUUGCCAAUCGAUGAAGAAAAAGGACUACAGUCGCUUAGGACGGACGACAGCAUUGUGAUUGUGUCUGCUGACAAAGGUGGCGCGACCGCCGUCAUGGAAAAGAGUGAUUACGUCAACAAGGCUAACCAAGCCUUUAACGACAGGGAAGCCUACACACCACUCGCGGAGGACCCAACUAAAAAGCAAGCCGCAGCUGUAAAAAAGAAGGUGAAUGAGCUCACUCGACUGAAGCUCAUAACCCCCGAUGACUCCAGAUGUAUGACUCUCAACGACCCCCGAAUAGCCCAUGCAUAUGGCCUUCCAAAGGUGCACAAAGAAGGUGCGCCAUUGAGGAUCAUUGUGCCGCUUAUUUGAUCACCCACCUACAACCUCGCUAAAUGGUUAUACAGGCACCUGAAGCACCUCACCAAUGGAUCACAAUAUAGCAUCAAAAACUCUCAGGCAUUCCUCCAGAAGAUCCAAGGCCUGAAAGUAAGUCCUGAUGAGUGUAUUCUAUCGUUUGAUGUGGUUGCCCUGUUUUCCUCAAUACCACAUGACCUAGCGAUUGAGAGCGUAACCCGACGCCUGCAAGAUAACCCAACCAACAUUCCGAUAGAACACAUUUCACAACUUCUUAGACUCUGUCUCAAGAACUACUGCCAAUUCGAUGGAAAGUUUUAUCAACAGGUUAGGGGCACACCAAUGGGCUCGCCAAUAUCAGGUCUACUAGCUGAACUAGUACUACAACAACUAGAAGAGGAGGUUAUGCGGACCUUUAAACCAAAAAUGUGGCUCAGAUACGUAGAUGAUACGUUUGUUAUCAUGAAGACCUGCGAAAUUGAGCAGCUACACCUGAGUCUGAAAAGCGUGUUCGCAGCUAUCCAGUUUACUUGCUAAAAGGCAACAGAAGGCAUUCUCCCGAUUCUAGACGUUAGUAUCCAAACACUAAGUGAUGGCGGCCUUGUAACAAGCGUCUACCGAAAAGACACCAGUGCUGACGUCAUUCUUAAUUAUGAAAGCAACCAUCCUGCGGCUCAUAAAAGGAGCUGUGUCCGAACCCUUUUCCACCGGGCCUAUCGGUACUGCAGCAGCGACGAUCUACGUAAGAAAGAACUCGCUUUCCUGUAUCGGUUAUUCCGACUCAACGGAUACCCGGUCAGCUUUGUAAAAAAUUGUCUCAGGCAUCAAAGACAACCACAACUCUUUGGUUCAAAUGAGGGACCAGAACAUCGGAAAUUCUACUUGCUACCCUACAUGCAGGGUAUUUCCGAAGCGAUCGCCCGACAACUAAACCGGUUUGGCAUCUUCAUUGCCCACAAGCCGGCGUCCUCUGUGCGCGCAACACUAUCGCGAGUGAAAGACCCUAUACCUAAAGAGCAGAAAACUAAUGUCAUCUACCGCAUUCCGUGUGCCAAUUGCUCUUGCGACUAUGUUGGCCAUACAGGCCGACGACUUGGGACGCGUAUAAACGAGCACAAACUAGCGAUCCGCCGACGUGACCCUUUGUCACUCGUGUUUGCACACGCCCUUGAAAGCGACCAUCGCUUCAACUGGGAAGGAACUGAAGUUGUUGCCGUGGCGAACACAAAACACGCUCGUGAAUUCCUCGAAGCCUGGCACUCUAACACGACAAGCAUCAAUCGCCAUGUCGAUCUAGAUGCUCAUUACGAAGGUCUGCGCGCCCGGCUCACUGACUUGCGCCCACAACCUAACAACAGCCGCUAAUCCACACUGGGCCAUGAAGAAUCGCACUAUUUCGUCACCCCAUUACACCCCCAGACACUGCGAACCGCAACUGCAAACCGUAACACCUCUACGUUGGGCUCACUGACCUCCGCCCGCAUGCCGGAUCGACGACCAUUAAGCCCACUGCCCAUAAUUCCAUUGAUUCGUCAUCCCCCCUACCCUCCAACAUAGGGAGACGCAAAAAUUCCGCCUUCCAUCCCUUGCCACGGAUCCCAGCCUAAUUAUCUGUCCACCCCCAUUCACACAUUAGUUGCUUGCCUGUCACUGGCUGCCCUGUCACGCCAGCAAAUUUAUUCUGACCAGUUCACUUUCUCCAAUGUUUAUUUCAUCUGACGACGGGUUGGUGUCACCAGCUCGAAAAUGUACGAGUACAACUCAAUUUUUCCGACGAGCAUUCUGUCUUCAUCAUAUUAUAUCGGAAUGCACACUAACUAAGCUAUCCACAUGUAUAUAUAUAUAUUAUGAUAGUGGGCGCUCGCCGAUCAGGUUGCGGAACAUGCUCGAUCCGUUGUGCCUUGGGACUCAUACUAAAAACCUCGCAGGCAGUCGCACAGCGACUAGUAGUAGACAUAGAUGAGAUGAUACCGACAAAGACAAGGGAGACCGGAAUGGCCAUUUCUGGCUUAUUAGCCGUCAUCAGCCAGUCAUACCCAACCCCAAGUGUGGAUCACAUGAGAUUCGAACCCGGGAUCUACUGUGCGACUGCCUGCGAGGGUUUAAGUAUGAGCCCCAAGGCACAACGGAACGAGCAUGUUCCGUAACCUGAUCGGCGAGCGCCCACUGUCAUAAUUAAUAUUCCCGACCACAACCGACAGGACAACGGGCCCGUGGCUCAAUGGUAGAGCGUUCAACUCUAUGACCAAAGAUCCCGGGUUCGAAUAUCAAGUGAUCCACACUUGGGGUUGGGUAUGACUGGCUGAUGACGGCUAAUAAGCCAGAAAUGGCCAUUCCGGUCACCCUUGUCUUUGUCGGUAUCAUUUCAUCUAUGUCUACUACUAGUCGCUGUGCGACUGCCUGAGAGGGCUUAAGUAUGAGCCCCAAGGCACAACGGAUCGAGCAUGUUCCGUAACCUGAUCGGCGAGCGCCCACUGUCAUAAUUAAUAUUCUCGAUCACAACCGACAGGACAACGGGCCCGUGGCUCAAUGGUAGAGCGUUCAACUCUAUGACCAAAGAUCCCGGGUUCGAAUAUCAAGUGAUCCACACUUGGGGUUGGGUAUGACUGGCUGAUGACGGCUAAUAAGCCAGAAAUAGCCAUUCCGGUCUCCCUUGUCUUUGUCGGUAUCAUCUCAUCUAUGUCUACUACUAGUCGCUGUGCGACUGCCUGCGAGGAUUUAAGUAUGAGCCGCAAGGCACAACGGAUCGAGCAUGUUCCGUAACCUGAUCGGCGAGCGCCCACUGUCAUAUAUAUAUAUAUAUAUAUAUAUAUAUAUAUAUAUAUAUAUAUAUAUAUAUAUAUAUAUAUAUACAAGUUAUUAUUCCGUAAUUUCGACGUAGAUACUUGCUAAAAGCCCAGACACGUGUUUCGGCGAUAUUCUAGCGCUGCGUGACACAGCUGCGAGGUGUUGGGCUCUUCAGUGGGUCUCCGAGCGUUCUCUAGCGGUUUCUGGUAUAUGAUCUCCAGAGAAUAAUCAGGUAUAUAAUUUCAGAAAUUUAUCAGUGCAGGACUUGGAGAGAAAUCUCCUGGACAUGACUUUGUAGGGUCAGAACCAAAAUUUCAAUGGACAUUUGAGUCGAAGACAAUUAACUACUGUGGAAUUACUACGUAAUGCCCAUUCUACAAACAAGUAGUACUACAAGUAGUAUGAAAUCCAUAUAGAAAAGGUAUUAUAUCGUACUCCCGACGUAGAUACUUGCUAAAAGCCCAGACACGUUUUUCGCCGAUAUUCUACCGCUGCGUGACACAGCUGCGAGGGGUUCGGCUCUUCAGUGGGACUCCGAGCGAUCUCUAGCGGUUUCUGGUAUAUGAACUCCAGAGAAUAAUCAAGCGAAUAAUUUCAGAAAUUAAUCAGUGCAGGACUUGGAGAUAAACAUCCGGUACAUAACUUUUUAGGAUCAGAACCAUUAUUUCAAUGAACAUUGGAGUCGAAGUCAAUCAACAUCUGUGGAAUAGCAACGUAUAUUUAUAUAUAUAUAUAUAUAUAUAUAAACUGAUAUAUAUAUAUAUAUCCUUUCCUUUGUGAAAUGCCUAUUAGUUUCAGAAAGAACACUUAGGCCUUGAUUAAUACAUUCAUUCGUUCAUCGCACGUGUGGUCUUUUUAUUUUUAUAAGGGAAAAUUAACGGUUAACAUUAAUGAUCGCUUUAUUCGUCCAUGAUCCCAACCCAUCCCAGGACAAAGACGCUGUAGUGUAAGGAAAUAACAGUUACGAAACAGGUUUAUUCAUGGAAAGUCAAAACAUUGCCUUCAUCCAUUGAUAUUCAUUCGCGUAAUCUAGAUUAUCUAUGCUUUACCUUUUAAGUUACAAAAGUGGCAAGGAAACCGAACAGAACAGAAUGCUCCAGGAAGGGCCUCAGCCUAUUGGGGAAGUCCUCCGGUAAUUAUCAACUUUAGUGAAAGUGAGAAAAUAGAGGCAUUUCAUGGGGCAAUGCCGGGAACAGAUAUCCAUCGGAAAAAAUUGCUCUGUAUUGUGAUUUUGUAGAAAAAUGCAAUUCCUUAAUUGAUAAUCUCAAAACAACAAUGUUUCUGAAGUAAUACAUGUCGCUCCCAAUUUCGGUCAGAAACUCGAAUUGCACUGGAAGUGUUCUAAGGAGCUACGACUUGUAUCGAAGUAAGUGGGAGAUCACCAAUAAUGCACCACCAAUGCAUGGAUUGUUUUUUUAUAUCAGGGAUAAUUACUGACUUAAAUUCAAUACAACUCUUCGCUCGGCAAACAUUGCAACUUCAUGGUAAUGAGAGAUUAAGAAGAGCCCAUUGUCGUAUGCACUGGCAGCAACAUGCCCUAUCACGUAUGUAGCUUUUGAUGAUUGCGCAUUAAAUUUUCCGACAAUUGCCGAUGCAGAGGUCUGCCUGCUGGCAGUCUGAAGUCUUAAUGGAAUGCCGCUUAUAAGGACUUUCCUCCAGCACUCCCUCAGCUGAAGUAAUUAGACUUAGCUGUCUUUAUGAUGGUUAGCUUUAAAGUGAACGUCUUAGUAGUAAUAAGAAUUUGUACGCAUGGUACAACGCCGUCUCGACUGUUGCAGGAGGACCAUAGUUUGCUGUUGUUGUUUUUGCUGCUAUGUUAGGUCAGGUCAGGGAGGCCGAGCUGACAGACGUAUUCACUUCACGUCAAAACCCACUGUCAGCCAUGACUUCCAAAGCGUCUGCUGUCUGUAUCGUCUGCAUGCAGGUAUGCAUUUACGCAGCACGUGCACAAGACUCCGGUUUCAUGCGUAAGUGGACUCAAUCCACACACCUAACUGCUGCGCACUUAGCAAUCUCUCACAUGAUCCUAGACGUGCUUUUUCACGUAAGCACACAACGCAGAGUACAGGCGGCGAAAACAGUUUUGAGUUGUGGAUUUAUAAUAUUCACCCUUCAUUGCCCUCAGAGCAAAAUCUAUCUCUAACCGCAGGGUUUAAUCCACUCCGUCAAUGGUCGCUGUCACAGGUCCCCGUUUGAUUACGAACACCAUAUUGGUAUCAAUUAUAUCAUCGUUUUUUACCCUAUCUGUUUUGUCUCUGAUUAUGGGUUUGAGCAGGCAUACGAAAGGUCAGGCUAAUAAACAUCUUGUCAAGGCAAUCGUGUCUCCUUCUUUAAACCUGGUCAAUGUUCUUCAUCACUGAAACCUGAAGUAGUUGAAUCAUGACCAAAAGAUUUUAGGGCAUUUCUUGGUAAAUAGGAACAAUGCAACUUUUAACCGCCUAAGUUAUUUGACAGGAAUGCUUCGUUAAAGUCAAGAAUAUUAUUCACCAGGAGAAGCAAGAGACUUCAUUGUGAUCCAUGAUUACUACCAACGUAUGAUGAGGAGGUGUGCAGUGAACGAUAUAAAAACCAUUGCGUUUGAGAGGCCUAUAUAGGAAAAAAAAUUCAGCGUUCUUCAGACGGUUAAAUGUUUGCGCUCGCAGGCUUGUAGAUAAUGGGACGACGCCUAAUGCCAAAAACCGACUUUUGUAAUCCUUAGUUAGUAUGACAUGGAAACAGGCAAUUCCAAUUUAUAUAAGCGAGGUUUUGCCAAACUCAAAGUAUAGUACAUAAUACAUCUGCCUCAACCGUGACCCUGAUAGAAGUCUACCCAAUAUUUGACACAUAGCGACUCGGAGUUCGAUGGUAGGUGGUGCUGUGGAAUCCCUUUAAAUGCUUCUAGCAGGCAGCUUGGGCCAAAGUUUGUGCACACAGUUUUAAGACCUUCAUUUGAUAAGAUAUCAAGAAGGAGAGGCAACUUCAUGGGCGCCUACAAUAUCAAAAAUUAAUUUAUUUCAUCGGAACCGGUAAGGAUACGAAUUGACGGAGACUGCUGUGUUUGACUUAAAAUUAAGUAUAUCUUCAACACUGAGCAUAUUGAUUUUUGUAAAAGUGUUAUUUGCCUUAUAAUACCCGUUACACAUGGCAGACAUAUUUUGCCCGCUGUCGCAUUUGGUCUCAUUAUUAUUAAUAAAACUUUUCAUGUGAAAGAUGUAAACGUCAAUGAAUUGGCAGAUGCCUUCGCCACAAGCUCAUCCAGCGAGCGCAAUGCAUCUUGCUUCCAUUUAUUUUGCAUAUUUCGACGUUGUCUGCAGACGCUCUGGAAAUUUCGUUAAAAAUUAAACCCUGUUAAUGCAAUAGUGCAUGUUCUGCCAGUGAUCCGGAGGCAGGUAAGAAGUCCCCAAUCCCGUCCAUACCUUCCGUAUCAAUGCUAAAUUGAAAGCUGAUGUAUCACUGAAAAGAGGAAAUCAGUCUCAUCCAUUCGCAGUUCGACAGACAUGGACAUACAUAUUCCAGAAGUUAUACCCAAAUGCGUACAAGCAGAGUACAGAUAAUUUUGCUGACUUUCGUAUUUGGCACGUAGUGUGAUUCCGGAGCAUCUAAACAAUUUAUUUCAUGUCUAUAUAGUUUCAAGAACACCUUAUUUAAAAGCAAUCGGUAUUUGAUUCAUUGUGAUUAGUCGUAUUGGGGAAAAUUUACGGGUGGGCAGCAGGACGGACAGUUCAACGUCCAUCUGCCACAGCGAGAUGCUUGCGCAGUACAUACUUAUUUGUCAAAACGUAGUUAGUAAUAUAUACCAGGAAUACUUUCAAGACAGAGGCUGAUGGACAACUCCCAUUUCUGGAUGUCCUUAGACGUCAAAAAACCGAUGGAUCACUUCACAGGUCAGUUUGUCGCAAAGAGGCGUUCAGAGGUAAUUCUACACUUUGAGAGUAACCAGCUCGUUAUAUCCCUAGAUAGUAUGACGCCAGUUCUAAGCGGAAUAGAACAUAGACAGGAUACCGGAGAACAAAUUUACUGUGUCAGUCACUAUGUGUACGCCAACUGUUAAUCCUUCCCUCCGUGGCUUCGUAUUCAAGGGUUCAGCCCUCGUCUGGUUUGAGUGCUCCUACUGGUCUAGUCCGGAGCGCCCGCAUGAGCAGGCCCUCGCGUGUUGCUGACCCCUGGAGGUCGCGCAUGACUCAGUGGUGUGCUAAUGUCUGGCUCGCAAGCCGGCUUCCUAGGCGAGGCUGUACGGCCGGUUUUCGGUUAUUUGGCAGGCGUGACGUCCGGCCGACAGGAACAGUGCGUCGUGUCCUGGGCCGUCCUAACACAGCCUGUCCCUCACAAACGGACUGCAGUCUACAGCCUUCUGAAUCGAGCUAAAACCCACUGCUCUGAUAAAUGAAGUCAUCGAGCAGACAUGGCAUAACUCUACAAACUGUUCUCCCCAAAAUGGGUGCACGCAUGACUUAUACGUCAAUGCCCGAGGCAGCAGCAACUGAAGGGGGAAGGUAUUUCCAAUGCGGCGACCGCUUAAGCACCAAAAUCAACCACCUGGCGAACUCUCUUAUACGUAAAAAAAGUACCUGAACAAAUCGAAAGACAAUUAAACAAGUACCAGAUACAUAUAGCACAUCAGACGGCACCUACAGUACACACACCGCUUGUACACUCUAAGGACAGGGUUGGUUACCUCAAAAGAGAAGGCGUUGUCUACAAAACCCUAUGUCCUAUUGUGAUGCCGUUAAUUGUGGCCAAAAAUGGAAAAUCCAUCUAAACCCGUAUACAUGAACAUCAGUCAGUGGGGAAGAGACGCGACAAUCCAUCCCAGAUGGCCAUACAUACACACACUGGAGACUGGGCACACAUUUUCAUGGGAGAACAGUCGUAUUGUACUCGACUGCCUGAUAAGGAAAGGCCGUGAAUUCCUUGAGACAAUACACUCAGAUGAGGCAUUCAUCAACCGGCAUAUCGAUCUGGAUACUACGUGCAAUAUCUUUAAGGACGGCUUCAAAUUGACUGAACCGUCGCCGAGAAGAUAUCUUCAACCAAUCACAUAAUAAUUAGUCAGACUUGGUCUAGAAGUUAAUUAUCUUUGCACGCCCGUUGUCUGAAGACGCUUUUGGGAACCAGAAACGGAAAUGCACGCCAUAACAUUUUCUGUUUCCCAAAGAAUUGCAUCCUCCUAAUUAUAUAUCUUGGGAUGCCCUUUUUUCAAUUUAUGCCAAUCUUACGAGAUAAAAUAUCGACCUCACCGGUACUACCUAAAAUCCCAAACACGUGUUUUGCCGCUUCAUUGCAUAGUUACGAUGGCAGGUAAUUGAAUAUAACACAGUUGCCCCCUAAUGGAUGAUGAACCUCGGCCUAAACAUUCUUGUCCAAUGUUUGUCUGGUUCAAACUGAUUGAUUCCAAAGUUCAAAAGCAACAAUAAUAGUCAAUGGUCAAUCAUGGUCCAACAUUCAUUUGAAGAUUGAACGUCUUUUCCAGUAGCAAUUUACGCGCACGCAACAAGCGGUCCUAUCACCGCAGUAAAAGGGCACGUCAUGCAUAACAUACUCAAAAAUGUCCAGUCGAACAUGUGUAAAUGCAGCGCUUCAUCUAACCUGGCUUUGCAAUCCUGUCAUAUGAUUUCUUAAAAAACGUUAUACGGUAAACAUUCGAUUGCCCGCCAUAUCGUUCAGUUUGGGCGUUCUUGAAUGACGUACAACCGGCUACAAUUCCUGUUUGUUAUUUACUUUUUUGAAAGAAAACUUCUGCAGAUCAGUUAUCGGGAGUCACAGCAGGCCAUUUCAAAACCCUUAGUUUGCCAAGAACGAUCUGCCCUUCUACAGAGCUUAAUACCAGGCUUCAUACAGUUAUGGGAUUUCCGCUAGACAAAAAUGUAAAUAUUGCUAAUAUGUGUUCUCAAAACUAAUAGAUUGCAAAAUCCGUGAUAUUGGAGGUACUUUGUUGGGUCGCGCAGAAGUAACUAUCAUAUAAAGACGGAUUAUUUAAAGUAUUUCGAUAUUGGCUCUCCAUUCAACACUCACACAAACGCUAUGAUACAGCCACUUAACAUUACGUCGUCAAUGCUGCUAUUGCUUUUAUUUGGUAGCUUAAAUUUCUGACCUAUAAUUGUUCGCUCAAUUGUCAAUCGGAUGUACCAGCGGAGUCGGAGGAAAAAAACAUCGUGCGAAGCAUAGCACAACGCCAUAUAUCAGAGCUCGCAUAAGAUGAAAUGCCUGCAUAAAUUGGAUCAUCGAUCUGGGGGGCAGUCACGGCGCGGGACAAUCGGGGCCGCCAAUUAUCACCGCGGCCGACAAAGAUGGGCGGGAUUCAGAUCACGGUGACAUGCGCGUCGGAUGCAGCCACACAGGCGGCAAUGGUGGGUCAGGCAUAGAACAAAGUGCGCCAAAAAAGCAAAGCUGUGUGCACGACUGCUCAGUCUCUAAAGAUGGGUAGAAGAAACGACUACCCGAAACGUCAGACCCCAAAUACACCUCUCCCGGUGAAUGCCUUCUCCUCUUUUAAUAUACCAGUGUCUCAUGAUGACGCCCUUAAGAAUGUUGUUUCAAGAUGACAAUUUCGCAAGAGAAGCACGUGAAAUAAAGCAGAUAUUUAGUGAAAAGUUAUGUAAUAUAGUGAUCCCAGACCAAAGAAAAAAAACAACAUGAGCCUACAUGAGGCAUGAUAUCGUUGGACUAUUAAGAAAGGCUUGCACCGCAAGAUCUCCGAGUUUGGACAGAGCAGAUCGCCUCCAUGCAUUCAUUAUAUGCAGUGCCUCUGUGACAUCUUGCAAUCGCUUGACGUCAGUCAAACUGGUUAACCGCAGCCCCGUAGCUCGCAACGUCUUUGCAGCUUGUCCAAGAGCGUAAGAAUAAUGUAAUUCUGCUUCUGCAUCUACCUUCUGCAACUCAACAUGGAUUACGUCUCUUGCCACAUAAACGUCAUAGGAGCCCUGCUUUACCUGAAAUGGUACAUAAAGUGAACUGGCUGUUUAACAAAUAUAAAAUAUUCUGCAAGAAUUUGCACAGAUUUUUCAAGUUUACACAUAGAAGUCCAUUUGGUUCCGUUUUCCGGGCAUUUCCAAACAAUGGUUUGGGAUUGUGUUAAAAGCUCAGAGCCGGCGCACAUUACACUCAUUUACUUCAGUAGCUAUUCGAAAAAGAUAUAUUACCGAUGUGAGCAAGCAAUUUUUUAAUACAUUAUGCAUCUAGUGACGCUGAGCACGAACAAUGUAGUCACUGACGAAUAGCGCUUGCCAAUAUUUUAUGCUCAUUGUCACUGUGCAAGUACUUUCAAACGUCAUAUUAACAUGCAAGUGUUUAUAUCGUAUUUUGGGGAGAAGUAAAAGUUAGAAGCGGAGACAUGAUCUACCCCGGGGUUUCUACUGCUGUAUGCCUCGAAUGCAGAGCGUUCAGUAUUAUCUAUGCGCUUCUAGGUACGCCACCUGCAGAUAAGUAUCAAGUAAACAAAUAUAAAUAUUUUUAUUUGGAAUAUUAAUAGUUUAGGCGGAAUGCUCAUCCAGUGUACAAAUUCCUGAAUAUCGCCAUCCACAAACACAUCGUCUGCUUGAGCCUACUGAAAUUUUCCUAGGUUGCGAGCGAAAACCCAUCAAAAAUACCCUUCGAAUGGAAUACUUGUACUUAGUAUAAAUUACAACGAAUGACAUUCUUAGGGAAGGUAUGCCUCUUGGAUGUUUCUGACCGUUUGCCACUGGAAGGUUUGCUUUUCUUAAGGGUCAAGUCCAAUUUUUUAUGAUGCAGGGAAUUUAUAGCUCAAUCGGCAUACCUGCCAGAGCCUAUCUUUGUUGUGUGCUUUGCAAACUAGCUUAUUGUGGUUAUAGUGUGUGUCUGAUCGGCCUGUGGAUUGACCAUGAAGGCUGUGGCUAUAUGCGAAACCACCGUUCCCCGGCCUUCUGGCAGCAAAUGCAGUUUGAUACCGAACUAACAGUUAAUACUGCGUUUCAUCCAUAUGGGUCCAUACGGCUCUUUUGCCGACAGCCCCUCUUUUUGACGGAGUUUACAGUUAUGCAGAUUACAAAACGCAUCAAUGGCGUGGCAUGCCUGUCUGUCUUCGGAUGUACAAAGUGCCUGGAAAGAUUGAUGGUGUAGUGUACGUGACCUUUGGACAGUAACUCUGCAUAUUUCUUUCAUUCAUCGGUUACAACUACAAUACCCAGAGCAACCAGUUCUUUAUGACAGCCCUCAGCGACAUCCAUGAUUCAUUAUGGAUCUGCUCAUGUAUAGCCCCCCCCCUUAGUUGUUUUUUUUAACAUUUCAAAUAGCCAAUCCUGCCGCGCUUAAUACCCAACAUUGUGUUUUUGUCUGCUUAUUAGAGUAUUGGGUUAGAUGGUAGUCGGUAGUCCUCCCGGUGCCGAAAACUCCCAGCCACCUGUCUUACGGACCGGUGGUAAUAGGGGCUAUACGGGUGGGGCGGAUGAGCGGAGGCGUAAAUGGCGCUGGCAGUGUAUGCCUGGAAUUGACGCCCCUGCAAAAGUGAAAGCCUAAUUUACAUAAGGUAAAAAUGCAAGAAGGGCAUGGAAAUGAGCAUGAUUAAUUCGAACGGUAUGCGGAAUAAAUGAGGCCUUUCCGCAGAUUGGGAAGAAUAAAAACUGAAGGUGAACAAACAAUGGGAAGAAGGCAGUGUGUCUUAAGAUCAUUCCGCAGUAUGUGCGAUAGUACUCAAACCGACAGAAUGCACAUGAGAACACGGGAACCAAGCAGCGGCACGCAUGACGGCAUAACGCAAGCGGGUUAAGACUUUAAUGCCAAGAAUAUGUUUGGGCGGAAGAUAAAAUCCGCAAAUAAUAGUUUAUUGCCCCUGUGGCCACAUUUAGAAUUAAAACUAUGGCAGUAGGUGUGUGCUAUACGUGGGUGGAGAAUCGGUAGACACCCUAUCUGCGCGACGGUUGUCCUUUUCGUACACGGUCACGCCGAACUCUGCAAGAGGUCUGGAGUAAAAAGACCAAAGGACGCAGGCAAACCGAUAAAGCAGAGACCCGCGCCAAUCCGCCUAGGUUAGUAAUGAGAAGCUUGAUGAAUCAUAAUCCGCCUAGGAUAAAUCUUUCGCCUUUUACUAAAGCUUUGCGUGUGGGGGUGCAAUACGAUGAAUCUAUAUAGGCAUUUUUGCAGCGCCUCGUUCUCGGGGCGGUUAAAGUGAACAAGAAGGUCGCCCUGACAGGGCUUCUGCGCGUGCACUCCCAGAUAUAUGGAGAACGUAAUCACACCUCCUGAAAUCGUACUGCCUUAAACUGGAACUGCAAGAAAGGAUCGCUAACUAGCAGGGCUACCAACUACCAACCCGCCGAGUAUUGUCUAUCGCAAAUGCAAGGCAUUUAGAUUUCUCCAUGUGGUUAACGAAACGUCAGCUGUAUAUAUAUGUCAGGCCACCACGUAUGUAAAUCAUUAUGUAGAAGGCCAAGAGUAUAGUCGUCUGCUUAUUCUAUUCUCGUCUGCCUGCACAUCGACGCCGGAGUCGCCCAGUUGUGUUUUAUCCAUCAGGUGAACGCGGGAGUAAACAUGCCGAAAUAUAGAACUACAUGCGGUGAGUGGCCGUUCGUUUCAUCAUACUGUCGAUGCGUACGGCCUAUCAGCCAUUUCGGAUACAAAAAUCAAGAACACACUCAAUAUCUUCCGUAAACGUACUUGCUGUUGCAGAAUGGAGAACAAUUUUGCUCAGCAGUCUUCGGCACAAAAAGCGCAUCAGAAUGCAAACCCAUCGAUGGGCGCCCUUAGUAUUUGCUGAUUCUUCUACCCACCAACAAGUAAAUAGGCAAAGUGAUUGCCGGUUGUCGCAGACCUUACAUCCAGUGCUAUUUUAGCUGCCCGUAUGACGAAACAUAUCCAUUUCUAACGUACAGCAGCGUUCUCAGAACAUUUUAUCAUUCCAUAACUCAAUGAAUGGAAAUUAAGCGGUUAAAAAUUACGAAUAUUUAUUAUGUAGACUGAUCGGUGAGCGCCCAACAGUCAUGAUUGAUAUUCCCGAUCACAACCGACAGGAAAAUGGGCCCGUGGCUCAAUGGUAGAGCGUUAAACUUCAUGACCAAAAAUCCCGGGUUCGAAUCUCAAAUGAUCCACACUUGGGGUUGGGUAUGACUGGCUGGUGACGGCUAAUAAGCCAGAAAUUGCCAUUCCCGUCUCCCUUGUCUUUGUCGGUAUCAUCUUAUCUAUGUCUACUACUGGUCGCUGUGCGACUGCCUGCGAGGGUUCUAGAGUGAGCACCAAGGCACAACAGAAAGAUCGUGUUCUGUAACCUGAUCGGUGAGCGCCCAACCGUCAUAAUAUAUAUGUAUAUAUUCCAAGUCGAAUGUGUGCUUUGGGAAAGGAAGAUUAUUAUGCAAAUUUUCGACGCCAGUUCACCGAGUCGUCGUCAGGCACAGACGGAAAGCAAAUGCGCCAACACAGCUAACAUCUUAAGUGCACGUAAAAAAUCGAUAGUCGUUUGACGCUCACGCCAGUAAGCGGCCGUCGUGUGUGUCAGUCCGUUCUGAUUGGUCCUCGUCUCUUCCAUCUCACCUUGAGAUUUCUGUACGCGGCAUCCAACUCUAUGUGCCGGUUGCUGCUUGAUUCGUUUGAGUGCAUGGCCUCAAUAAACUCUCGGCCUUUCUUUGAGGGGCACACAGCGACAAUGCAAGUUUUUUCCCAAGCGAAUAUGUACCCGGAAUCGUUGAGUUUAUAUUGUUGUGGAGCGCUUCCAGUUGGUCCUUUUUAACGAUAACAAACGUGUCAUGUACAUAUCGCAGCCCCAACUUACGUUUAAUUGACGGAAGAGUAGUAGUCUUCAGUUUCUGUUUUGUGACUUCGGCGAGAAAACCAGAAAUUGGCGUUCCACAACAAUACAAACUCGACGAUUCCGGGGCUUACGUUCACACUCGAAAUAGAAGUCGACAGUAAACUACCUUUCCUGGAUGUUCUCGUACAACAGAAGACUGACGGAACACUACGUACAUCCGUUUACCGCAAAGACACUUACGCGGAAAUCAUUCUACCUUACGAGAGCAAUCAGCUAAUUUCUCACAGACGGGGUGAUGGACGCACGACGUUUGACCUGCCUGUUUGCCGCUGAGUGGUUUAGAUCUCCCCGGGGCUGACCGCUGACAGGCCUGCGUGACAUCUGUCCUCUUGGGGGUCGGCGUAGUUGUGGUCAAAUCAACGUGCCGCUUGGCCCCUCCCACGUCAGCCGGUGGACUGAUCGGUCGUUGUGGUUCAGGUGAGCGGGCGCAUCGCUGAGACAGUGAUCGGCCUUGGUCACAUGACCAUUUGCCCCCAAUUCCGCUCUUUUCCCUGAGCGUUCUCUCGGUCCCGCGUGCUUGCUUGCUUUAUUGGUCCUGUCCGGGCUGAUCCGAGCCGUGUACGUAAUGCCUGGUAGGCGGGAUGUAGAUCUAUAGCUCGGUUGAGUGUACCAGUCAGACACCAACUUUCGAGCAGUAGUCUGGCCAUCUUCUCAUUGGCUCGACCAAUUACCCUCGCCUUCUCAAAGGCAAAUUUGUGGUUCAGUUCUCGUAUGUGGCCAUAAACGAAAUACAGCUUGUCCUUGCGGUUGAUUGCAAGUUGGUGUUCGUGCAAUCUUGUGCCGAGUCGUUUGCCCGUUUCACCAACAUACCUUGCUUUGCAAUUUAGGCAUCGCAUGCUGUAGACCACCGCCGACUGUUCUGUUGUUGGUAGCGGAUCUGUGGGCUUAAUGAUUUGCUGUCCGAUGGUGCAUUCUGGUUUAUGAGUCACGCCAAUCCCAAAAGGUUUUAGAUUUUGGGAUUGGCGUGGCUCAUAAAACAGAAUGCACCCGCUUUGUUGAAUUCAAUCUUUCCCGUCAUGCAGUUUACUAUGGACGAAGAGCUCAACAAUCAGCUGGCCUUCCUUGCCGUACAACUGACGAAGCUGGAGGACGGGAAGCUAAGGACAACGGUCUACCGCAAGGCAGCUAACACCAGGCGAAUCCUCCACUUCAAGAGCAGCCACCCCGUUGUUCACAAACGCAUUUGUUUCAGGAACCUCUUCCAGCGCAUUCAAACGCACUGCAGCGACGAAAAUGGGAUGAAGGAAAAGAUUAAGUACUUGCACACCCUAUUUAAAGCUAACGAUUAUCCCAAGUACUUCAUGCGCAAGUGUCUUAAGAAGCCCCACCCUGAGCGGUCGAACGAAGAAAACCCGAAAAUUUGGCUCACAAUCCUUUAUUUCAAAAACGUGUCAGAGGCGACGGCAAGAAUCCUAAAGCCUUUCGGGAUCGGAGUGGCUCACUAG